CAGCUAGAAAGUGCGCCCGCGAAUAACGAUAAUGGCGCCGGUGCGGGCGUCACACCACUAACAACGCUGCUGUCCUCCUCCGACGCACUCGAAGCGCUGAAGAGAUCUCCCUCCCUUGAGACGCUUUGUCCGGGUGAGCGUCACCCACCACCGACUAACAUUCCUUCGCAAGAACCUCUAAAACGUACGCCUGGGGAAGUGACAGUCGACGCACCGGACGCAACGCCACUAACCCCUCCUCUAUCCUCCGAUACACUAGUAGCGUUGAAGCGGUCAUCCUCGCUGGAGACGCUCUUUCCGUGGGACGAAAGCAACGAAAGUGCCGAGCCUACCGAGGCGCUUAGUAAGGUGAAGAUCGUCGGCGAGAAUGUCAUUGGCGACACCGUCGACGUACUGAUUCCCGUCGUUGACGUCCACUACCUGAAUGAAAUUCAAAUCGAGCGGCAAAGACGCAUGAUGAAGCUUGCAGCAUUAAGCUGCAUCGCCCAAAGGCUACGAUCAAAAUCCGUGACUUCAGGUGAAGUUCGCAGCACAUCCGUCAACCAGCCAGCCAACAGAGCCCGCGUCAGUUCACGUCGUCGCAAGUCACCAGCGGCCGUUCUCGAAUCAAGCACUGGAAAUACACAAGCAGAAAAUAUUAAAACAAAAGCAGUACGCCGCAAACGUAUGACCACCAUUCCGGAAACAAGCUCCGACUGUAUUGCCCUACGACUCAGGUCUACAACUAGAAACCGCCCAAACCCUCCACGGCAAGAACCGGUCGUCGUUCAGCCAAGUACAAGCUCCCAAGAAGAAUUAACAUCACCCGCGUCUUUAAGGAUAACCAACACAAAAACGGUCGCUUGGGAAGAACACGACGGUCUGGACCAUCCGUUGGGACCCUCGUUGUCUUCUGCGCUCGACAACAAAACAACUUCGCUGGAACCGCUCCGGUGGGAGGCUACCGAAAACGAGAAGUGUCUGCCAAUCAACAACCUGGCCAGUGUGACAGUCUCCGAGCCAACGACGGAAGAAACAAAGACGGGUGAAGCGGGAACCUCGACGGCGUUGGCAGACACAAACACCAAGAACGAACCGGUGUACGAUGACGGUGUGGAUGAGGGCAGUGCGGAGUUGUCGGUAGCAGGAGACGACGGCAAAACAACCGCCGGGCUAUGUCAGCCGCUCCAGCAGCCGAAGGCUAGCAAGACCCAGUACGUUACGGGCUGGAGCCGAAGUCGCCCCUAGGCUAGUGUGCGACCCUGGCAAUGGCGGCGAAGGCGAAGAGGGACCCUGUAGCGGACAUCUCGCUAGAAGACGGCUCCGGUUACGCUCGGAACGCCAACGCCAUGAACAUCAACAGCAACUCCACCGACCAU
Anopheles coustani is the source of this 1358-nucleotide messenger RNA. RefSeq lists its product as uncharacterized. NCBI's taxonomy places the organism in Eukaryota, Metazoa, Arthropoda, Insecta, Diptera, Culicidae. The record is from RefSeq and is a predicted model, not a curated record. The transcript is spliced from 7 exons. The coding region runs from base 454 to 1227 and encodes 257 amino acids.